UCCACACCCGGAAGCAAAUACGGAGUUGUUUUUUUUUUUUUUAAACCUUCUCUCAGAGGCUGACGCAGUGACCAAUCAGCAGCGAUACGGGAAAAAGAUAGAAUGACGUCGCCUAGGGGCGGAGCCAAGGCAGCUUAGGGGGCGGGCGUUUGAAACCGGUGCUUCAUAGUCGACCCCAAAUAUCAUCUUGUGCCUUUGAGAACCAAUUAUUUAAUCUCUCUUGCGUCUUUUCCUUUCCCGACCCCCUCCCAGACUCUUUCGCUGCGGUUCUGCGAGGACGGAAGGCUCCGGGAGCCGGUCCGCGUCUCGCAAGCGUGAGAUGUGAGGAGAGCUUGCCAACUGACCGACCCAACGGUAGACCCCCGCAGCCUAGGGACUAGAGUUGUCAUUUAAGUGGAUAUGAAGAAGGCGCAAAUAAGUACGGGGGCAGCCACGAGCUUUCCAAAGAUUGUGUUUUAGUCACAUCCCUGAAGAGAUCCUGCUGCACCCCAGUCUGUGCAACCCAAUAGCCAAGAAGAAGAAAGAACCAGGCUCCAAUGAAGCUCGGAGCGGAGGCUGCCUGUCGGAGCUGAUGCCCGGAGGGCUGGCUCUGGGUUGCUCAGCAAGCCUAACAAAAGCUGCUCCCAUCACAUGCAAGGAAGCAGUCUGCAGAUUCGGCUCCAUCACAGCCACAGCAGGUCGUUUUUAUUCAUUUUUUAAAAUCCCCUUCCUCAAUCCUGUGCAUAUAUUGGAGUUUGGUGUUUACAUUGAAGCUAUGAAGACUAAGUCUACCUGUGCUCAGAAUCCAAAUUGCAGCAUAAUGAUAUUUCGUCCAACCACAGAAGAGUUUAAUGAUUUUGACAAAUACAUUGCUUACAUGGAAUCCCAAGGGGCACACCGAGCUGGACUGGCCAAGGUCAUCCCACCAAAAGAAUGGAGGGCCAGGCAGUCUUAUGACAAUAUCAGCAACAUCUUAAUAGCAACUCCCCUGCAGCAAGUGGUCUCUGGGCAGGCAGGCGUGUUCACCCAGUACCAUAAGAGGAAGAAAGGCAUGACAGUGGGGGAGUACCGUGAGCUGGCCAACAGCAAAAAAUACCAGACCCCGCCACACCUGGAUUUUGAAGAUUUGGAGAGAAAAUACUGGAAGAAUCGCCUGUAUGAGUCACCCAUUUAUGGUGCUGACGUCAGCGGCUCCCUGUUUGAUGGAAAGACUCAACAGUGGAACGUGGGCCACCUGGGAACAAUUCAAGACCUACUGGAACAGGAAUGCGGCAUAGUGAUUGAGGGUGUCAACACGCCCUACCUGUACUUUGGAAUGUGGAAGACCACCUUCGCGUGGCACACGGAGGACAUGGACCUGUACAGUAUCAACUACCUGCACUUUGGGGAGCCCAAGACCUGGUAUGCUGUGCCCCCUGAGCAUGGCAGGCGCCUGGAGCGCCUGGCCAGGGAACUCUUCCCUGGCAGCUCCCAGGGCUGCCAGGCCUUCCUGAGGCACAAGGUGGCGCUCAUCUCACCCACCGUGCUCAAGGAGAAUGGCAUCCCCUUUGGCCGCAUCACCCAGGAGGCUGGGGAGUUCAUGGUCACUUUUCCCUAUGGCUACCACGCGGGCUUCAACCAUGGCUUCAACUGCGCAGAGGCCAUCAAUUUCGCCACCCCAAGGUGGAUCGACUAUGGCAAGGUGGCAUCUCAGUGCAGCUGUGGGGAGGCCAGGGUGAGCUUCUCCAUGGAUGCCUUUGUGAGGAUCUUGCAGCCUGAGCGAUAUGAGCUAUGGAAACGCGGCCAAGAUCAGGCAGUUGUGGACCACACAGAGACUGUGGGGCCGACCAGUCAGGACCUCACCACCUGGCGGGUGACCCAAGCACCAAGAAAAACUUGGGGCCUGAAGGAUCUCCGGCUUCGCCAGGUCUCAAGCUCUCUUCUGCCUGGAGUCACGAACAGUAACAUUCCUUGCAACAUCCAGGUGUGCCACACUGCCAAGCAACCAUCAGAUGUGAAAGGUGAUGAGGUCCAGAAGUCUGACAUAGCCCCACCACAUCCUCUGAGUCUAUCUUCUUCUGGUCACAUGUCAACUGGAAGACGUGGUCUUGGUCGUCGCCCUUGUGAACUAGGAGUUCAGGAGUCCCCCAGUGGAGCUCCAGUCAAGAGGCGACUUCCAGCAGGCAGAGAUGACACAAGCCCCAGCCCAGAGCUUCAGUCCCAGUCCAUGAAUGGAGACUUAAUAGUCAACUCAGGACUUGUGAACCCUAGUCCACGCAGUCCCAGUCCAUGAGUGGAGACUUAAUAGUCAACUA
Messenger RNA from Mastomys coucha (southern multimammate mouse), 2273 nucleotides. RefSeq names its product lysine demethylase 4D (gene Kdm4d). Bases 572 to 2251 code for a protein of 559 amino acids. The transcript has 2 exons. Gene Ontology annotation, biological process: chromatin remodeling. Gene Ontology annotation, cellular component: nucleus. Gene Ontology annotation, molecular function: histone H3K9 demethylase activity. Lineage: Eukaryota; Metazoa; Chordata; Mammalia; Rodentia; Muridae. The record is from RefSeq and is a predicted model, not a curated record.